Carassius auratus (goldfish) is the source of this 362-nucleotide messenger RNA. RefSeq names its product somatostatin-1A-like. Gene Ontology annotation, molecular function: hormone activity. The transcript is spliced from 2 exons. Bases 15 to 338 code for a protein of 107 amino acids. Gene Ontology annotation, cellular component: extracellular region. The record is from RefSeq and is a predicted model, not a curated record. Gene Ontology annotation, biological process: regulation of cell migration. Lineage: Eukaryota; Metazoa; Chordata; Actinopteri; Cypriniformes; Cyprinidae.
ACAGUUCUGAGAAGAUGUUCUCCCCAUUACAGGUGGUUUUUGUGACUCUGUCCAUGUCUUUGCUGCUUUGCAGCGUCAGUUCGGCUCCAAGAGGAGACACGCUGCUCCAGCUGCUACGUUCAGAAGUGGUUUCCAAGGAGAAUGAGCUUCAGGAUUUCUCUCGUCUGCUGUUUCUGAAGCAGCUUUCUGAGUCGGUGGCACCUGAGGAGAAAGAUGCUCUUGAAAGCUUUGAUGAUCUUGAGGCUCGUAAUGAAGUGAUUCGGCAGAUUCCCCUCUCCCAGCGGGAACGCAAAGCAGGCUGCCGGAAUUUCUACUGGAAGACCUUCACCUCUUGUUAAUCAAUCUACUUAGUUUCAAAUUUC